This is a messenger RNA of Cricetulus griseus (Chinese hamster), 1605 nucleotides long. The record is from RefSeq and is a predicted model, not a curated record. NCBI's taxonomy places the organism in Eukaryota, Metazoa, Chordata, Mammalia, Rodentia, Cricetidae.
AUGGGAGUGACCCUGGUCUCCAACCUGGCAGGGGCCCGCAGGGUAUCUGCUGGUGCCUCUGGCACCGGUGCCUGGUAUCUUCCCCUCCUGGAGCCCGCGGUUUCCGGGCUUGCAGCGGUGCUUGUGAGCCCCUCCCGGGCUGGGGCCAGCACCGGGGCGGGGCGCAGCCAUGGCCUGGGGCGCUGGAGCCCUGCCUCCCCAGCCACCUCGCUGCAGCCUUCGCCUGCCAUCCGGAGGCUGCUGUGCAGACUCUCUCGGCGCCCUUUUGCCCAGGGCCCCGGCCGCGCCGUCCAAGCCGCAGCCCUAGACUUAGAAGCCGCGGGAGUCACGCCGCUCAGGAGCAGCUCCAUGGCGGAGCAGCUGGCCUUGGUGAUAGGGGGCAUCAUUGGGGGACUGCUGCUGCUGAUUAGUGGGAGCUGCUGUCUGUGGAGGAGACUUUGCUCCACCUUCACCUAUGAGGAGCUGCCAGAGACACCAGACCCGGCCACCACCUCUUCCUUCAGCAGACAAGAGGACAGGCUCUGCCCUUAUGCUGGGACCCCACCCGGCAGGCUACCAAGUAUACCAUUUGUUGUACCCACUUCUCACCAAGGCCGAGACUGGGUGCCCCUACAUAGUGGAGAUUGGGCUCUGGUCCCACAGGACACCUGCCCUGUCCCAGAGCACAUGCCCUACACCUCCAGUGCCAACCCUGGAGAUGCCUGUGUGAUAGGGAACAUCAACCCAGAGUUGUACAAGUCCCCAGAGGACACAAGUGAGACAGACUUCCCUGAAGGCUGCCUGGGCCGGCUGUGGUUCUCCGUGGAGUACCAACAGGAAUCUGAGAGGUUGCUGGUGGGCCUGAUCAAGGCUCGGCAACUGCAAGUCCCCUCAGAGACCUGCAGUCCCCUGGUGAAGCUCCACCUGCUGCCUGAUGAACGGCGCUUCCUCCAGUCCAAGACAAAACGCAAAACCUGCAACCCACAGUUUGAUGAGAACUUCAUAUUCCAGGUAUCCAGCAGAAGUGUCACCCAGAGAGUGCUGAAGUUCUCCGUGUACCAUGUAAACAGGCAAAGGAAGCACCAGCUCCUCGGGCACGUGCUAUUUCCCCUGAAGAAUGAGAUCCUGGCAGGGGACCACCACCAUGUCAUCUGGAGAGACCUGGAAGCCGAGAACCUAGAGCCUCCUUCAGAGUUUGGUGACCUUCAGUUCUGUCUCAGCUACAACGACUACCUGAGCCGCCUGACUGUGGUUGUGCUCCGUGCCAAAGGUCUCCAGAUCCAGGACAACAGGGGUGUUGUCAGCGUGUUUGUCAAAGUGUCCCUGAUGAAUCACAACAAAUUCGUCAAGUGCAAGAGGACUUCUGCUGUGCUGGGCUCUCUCAAUCCUGUGUACAAUGAAACCUUCAGCUUCAAGGCUGACGUCAAUGAGUUGGACACUGCAAGCCUUAGCCUGAUGGUGCUGCAGAUCACGGAAGGCGACAAGAACUACCCCCUGGGCCGUGUGGUAGUGGGCCCCUACAUGUACACCCGAGGCAAGGAGCUGGAGCACUGGGACGAGAUGCUCCGCAAACCCAAGGAGCUGGUGAAGCGCUGGCAUGCACUCUGCCGCCCCACAGAGUCCUGA